AUGCAAAGCGACCAACACCACUUGCACCCUUUUCCCAAUCCUCCUCCAUUCACAUCAUUCUUUGGUCAAAACCUUGACUUUGGUCAAACCGUUGACUUUGGUCAAAAUGUUGACUUUCAACCCUCGAAAAUCUGCCCGAGAAAUUUCAUUAUCUUUGACCGGACCGAUAACCGUAGUCAGAUAAUGUACCACCCGUCGGUUCCCGUUCCCGCCCCGGGUUAUAUCCAUGUAACACGAAAUGACGAAAAUACCCCUAGAGAAGUUGAAUCCAUUAUGAAAGAAGAUUCAGCGGAUAUUGAUAUAUUAAUGAGUUUUGAAGAUGAAGAAGACGAAGGGGAAGAAGGGUAUGAAGAGGAGGAAGAAGUUAGCACUGCCCGAACGCAUGGAAAUGACGAAAUUGACACUGCGGAUUCUUGCUCUUCGAGGCUGCCCGGAAAGGGCUCGGGCAGGGGCAGUGGCAGUGGCAGCGGGCUUGGUUUAUCGAUGGCUUCGUGUAAAUCGAGUGGUGUUAGCGACAGAAAGCGUCGCGAAAUGAAGAAGAUGGUGGAUUCAUUGAGAGAAUGUAAGCGUCGCGAAUAUGAAAAGUUGAAGCGGAUUAAGGCGUUGCAAAUAAGUUGA
This is a messenger RNA of Lactuca saligna, 618 nucleotides long. Lineage: Eukaryota; Viridiplantae; Streptophyta; Magnoliopsida; Asterales; Asteraceae. The record is from the annotation of a GenBank genome assembly.